This is a messenger RNA of Coregonus sp. 'balchen', 9671 nucleotides long. NCBI's taxonomy places the organism in Eukaryota, Metazoa, Chordata, Actinopteri, Salmoniformes, Salmonidae. The record is from the annotation of a GenBank genome assembly.
AUGGGACUACUUGACCAGGUGGAAGCUUUGCGGUGGGUCCAGGAGCACAUCCACAACUUUGGGGGCGACUCCAAGUCGGUCACCAUAUUUGGAGAGUCUGCUGGUGGAGUGAGUGUAUCAUUACUGGUGAGGACACAAACACACACACACACACACACACAAACAGAAGCACACACACAUAUACACUCACAUAUUGUUUGUGCUUUUGAAUAGGCUCUUAACAUUGUCGUUUUUUUAUCGCUAGCUUCAUUCACCGUUGUCUGCUGGUCUGUUCCAUCAUGCGAUAGCUGAGAGUGGUACUGCAGCUAUGGAACCUAUCAUAAAUUCCGACCCCUUGUCUGUGGCCCAGGUAUUUUCAAACUCUGUCUCUCCACCAAAAGAAAGGUAAACACAGUCAUAGGUCUACCUCACACCAUCAAUAUCCUAUUUUUCAUCACAACCAUGGCAAGUGAUUAUUAUGUUUGUCUCAUAGAUGGUGGCAACCAUAUUGGGCUGUAACAGCAACAACACAGAGCAGAUUGCAGACUGUGUGGAGAAGUUGACUGCUGAUGACAUAGUUAAUGUUCAUAAACAGGUGAGAUGUCCUGGACACCAGAAUGAUUUGAGCACUGUUCUCUGAUACAAAAGCCACAACAAACUUUUAGGCUCAGUUAUAUUUUCAUUUUUGUCUUAAAAAAAAAAAAAUCAGUAGGGGUCUCAAUUUACUAUUGAGAGUAAGAAUAGUAGAACACACCAGGUGCCAUUUUCUCUUGUUAUGCCAGUCACUGACAGUCACUCAAUUAGCCAUGUCAGCUAACAAUUUUUAGAUUGGUAGUUAGUCUAGCCAGCUAUCUAAACUUGUAGUAAUCAUGGCCGUAUACCGACGGGGCACGCAGGGCACAUUCCCAGGGUCCCUGACCUUCAGGGGUCCCCCAUUGAUUUUGUUAGUAAUUUUCACUCAGAUAUCACAUUAACAUGGCAUAAGUUAUUACAAAAUGUGUAGAAUUGCAGGAAAUCUGCUUUAAAACUGCAACAAUUUAUCUCCAUCCCCCAGAAUUGCAGAACAUUAUAUGUAAAAAUAAACAAUUUCUCUUUGACCCAUGGCAAAAUGAGUAUAUUUGCUUGACAUUUGUUCUAAAAUUGCAACAUUUUCUCUCCACCCCAUGGAAAAAUGUGUAGAAUUGCAGAACAUUUGCUUUAAAACUGCAAAAUUUUCUCUACACCCCAUGGCAAAAUGUGUAGAAUUGCUGGAAAUGUACUUUAAAACAAAAAUAUUUAUCUCCACCAUCAAGAGGGGGGCCACCAAAAUGUUUUGCCACAAGGUGUGAGGCCCCCCAACCAAAUCUCGCUUAGGGCCCCCAAAAGGCUAAAGCCGGCCCUGUAUUUGCAGUAAGCAACAUUUACAUUUUUACAUUUUAGUCAUUUAGCAGACGCUCUUAUCCAGAGCGACUUACAGUUAGUGAGUGCAUAUGAAUUAUACUAAAAACAUAGCCUACAGUGUUUUCCAGCGAGCCAUGUUUGUGAGCGAGUACUGAGCCUAACUUUCCCCUUAGGCAUACUGCUUGAAUGCAGUGUGACUUUUCAGUUUUAUCUGGCAACGCCUGAAUAAUUAUGUUCUCAACAUCUGUCUUUUUAAAGAACAAAAUGUUGCGAAUUGGUGUGACUGUUGACGGGCAUUUCCUGCCCAAGUUGUUGACUGAGAGUUUCCAAAACCAUGAGAUGCACAAGGUGCCAUUUAUGACGGGCACCAAUACUGACGAAGGUUGGCUACUGGCGAACGUAAGUCAGCUUUGAACAUGUAUUUCAAUAUGUAUAACAACUGAAUAUUGGAUGUGAUAUUUUACGUGACUUGGAUAGCACUUUAAGUUAAGAUCAUUAAGUUAACAACAUAAAGUUGUUAUUUCUGCUGUUUAGGAAUGGUUUCAACAACUACAGGUAAAAGUCAGUAAAUUAGAAUAUUUUGAAAAACUUGAUUUAUUUCAGUAAUUGCAUUCAAAAGGUGUAACUUGUACAUUAUAUUUAUUCAUUGCACACAGACUGAUGCAUUCAAAUGUUUAUUUCAUUUAAUUUUGAUGAUUUGAAGUGGCAACAAAUGAAAAUCCAAAAUUCCGUGUGUCACAAAAUUAGAAUAUUACUUAAGGCUAAUACAAAAAAGGGAUUUUUUAGAAAUGUUGGCCAACUGAAAAGUAUGAAAAUGAAAAAUAUGAGCAUGUACAAUACUCAAUACUUGGUUGGAGCUCCUUUUGCCUCAAUUACUGCAUUAAUGCGGCGUGGCAUGGAGUCGAUGAGUUUCUGGCACUGCUCAGGUGUUAUGAGAGCCCAGGUUGCUCUGAUAGUGGCCUUCAACUCUUCUGCGUUGUUGGGUCUGGCAUUCUGCAUCUUCCUUUUCACAAUACCCCACAGAUUUUCUAUGGGGCUAAGGUCAGGGGAGUUGGCUGGCCAAUUUAGAACAGAAAUACCAUGGUCCGUAAACCAGGCACGGGUAGAUUUUGCGCUGUGUGCAGGCGCCAAGUCCUGUUGGAACCUGAAAUCUCCAUCUCCAUAGAGCAGGUCAGCAGCAGGAAGCAUGAAGUGCUCUAAAACUUGCUGGUAGACGGCUGCGUUGACCCUUGAUCUCAGGAAACAGAGUGGACCGACACCAGCAGAUGACAUGGCACCCCAAACCAUCACUGAUGGUGGAAACUUUACACUAGACUUCAGGCAACGUGGAUCCUGUGCCUCUCCUGUCUUCCUCCAGACUCUGGGACCUCGAUUUCCAAAGGAAAUGCAAAAUUUGCUUUCGUCAGAAAACAUGACUUUAGACCACUCAGCAGCAGUCCAGCUCUUUUUUUCCUUAGCCCAGGUGAGACGCUUUUCGCGCUGUUUCUUGGUCAACAGUGGCUUGACACGAGGUAUGCGGCAGUUGAAACCCAUGUCUUUCAAGCGUCUCUUGGUGGUGGAUCUUGAAGCCCUGACUCCAGCAGCUGUCCACUCCUUGUGAAUCUCCCCCACAUUUUUGAAUGGGUUUUUUUUUCACAAUCUUGACUAGGGCGCGGUGAUCCCUAUCGCUUGUACACUUUUUCUGACCACAGUUUUUCCUUCCCUUUGCCUCUCUAUUAAUGUGUUUGGACACAGAGCUCUGAGAACAGCCAGCCUCUUCUGCAAUAACCUUUUGUGUCUUUCCCUCCUUGUGCAAUGUGUCGAUGGUCGCCUUUUGGACAGCUGUCAAAUCUGAAGUCUUCCCCAUGUUUGUGUAGGCUUCAGAACUGGACUGAGAGACCAUUUAAAGCCCUUUGCAGGUGUUUUGAGUUAAUCAGCUGAUUAUUUUGUGGCACCAGGUGUCUUCAAAAUGUAACCCUUACACAAUAUUCUAAUUUUGUGACACACGGAAUUUUGGAUUUUCAUUUGUUGCCACUUCAAAUCAUCAAAAUUAAAUGAAAUAAACAUUUGAAUGCAUCAGUCUGUGUGCAAUGAAUAAAUAUAAUGUACAAGUUACACCUUUUGAAUGCAAUUACUGAAAUAAAUCAAGUUUUUCAAAAUAUUCUAAUUUACUGACUUUUACCUGUAUAGUAACAGCUUUAGGUUAUAUUAACAUGUUAUAUCGUUCUUUAGCAAUUGCUUUUCAAAUGCAUAGGAAUGUAGUCGUUUUUUAAAAUUAAUAUACAAGUGGAAUGAGGGAGAGUCACUAUUUCACUUUUAUACACAAUUACAAUGCUCUUACCAAAGUACUGUGUAAGAUGAUAAUACAAUGUUGUUACUAUGGAGAGUAACACAUGUUUAAAGGGAUAGUUUGGGAUUUUUGCAAUGCCCCUUUAUCUACUUCCCUAGAGUCAGAUGAACUUGUGGAUACCAUUUUUAUGUAUCUGCAUCCAGUAUAAAGGUACUUAGAGGUAGUUUCGCAAGCCAAUGCUAAGUAGCAUGCUAGCUGUUCACAUAGACUUCAAGUCAUUGCGCUAACACUAGUUAGCAAUUGCGUUAAGCUAGUUAGCAACUUCCUUCAAACUGUAUGCAGAUGCAUAAAAAUGGUAUCCACGACUUCAUCUGACUCUGGGGAAGUAGAUAAAGGGCCUCAUUGCAAAAAUCCACAACUAUCCCUUUAAGAGUAACUUAACGUAAAGUGUCACUGUGACUUGAUUUUCAUUUUCCAAUUGCAAUGGUUGAAUGUUGUACUCCCUGUACUCCCUAGAUGAUGGCACCUCCUGGUUGGGUGGAUGGAAUAGACCGGGAUCAGGUCAUGCCUCUUCUGGCAUUAUGUUACCCUGAUGUAAGUAUAUGCAGUCACACCUGCCAAGAAAUUGCUCAGAUGAAAUGCCUCAUUACUGAUUACAAUACAUGAUGUGGCUUCACUGAAUGGUCUUUGUCUCCUUCAGCCCAAGGAUCAGUGGAUAACUGAGCUGAUAGCAGAUGAAUACCUGGGAACCUCUGGAGAUCGGAUUAAAAACCGUGAUGGGUUCACUGAGCUGGUUGGGGAUGCUUUGUUUACCAUUCCUGCUCUUACGACAGCAGGCUUCCACAGAGGUAAGCUCAGGAGUCAAUGACAUUAAAGUGGAUGUAGAUGUUUCCUCACCCUGAAAUUAGUGUAUGGGCCGGGAGAAACUCUAAUCCAUGUUUUUUUUUUUUUUAAACAGCCGCUACAAACGUAAACUAACUUUAGCCACCGCUAGCUAAAAUCAAUGGAAGUGAUAGGGGCAACCGUCCAAUAUUGUACAUUUCAUCAUGACCAAAUCAACAAAAAUCAACUCCAUCUAACAUCAAAUAAAAUUCAAAUACAUUUUUAUUGGUUGCAUACACAUAUUUAGCAGAUGUUAUUGCGGGUGUAGUGAAAUGCUUGUAAAUCAAGUUAUAAAAUUCGGAACUUCCACUUUUUACUCUAUUAAUUAUUAGAGGUUCAAGCGGCUAAACUGGGUGAAACCGUAUUACAUUUGUUGCCGUUUAUUAUUAUUAAUCCGGUUCUGCCAAAAUUUGGUGAAAAUAUGCAAAUUCCCGUGAGAUAAUAAGGAGGAUGCAACCCUGCAUGGUGGUAAAGGACCAUGGGCCACACCCUCUCAUGCAAUGCCAUGCUAAUUGGCCACAUGGUGGCGCUAUUACAAGCAAUUAAAAAUGCACAUUUUUGAAAGGUCACGCCCUCACCCGGUGUGACCUAGAGUCCUGAAAUUUGGUAUAUUUAUCCAUCUCUUCACAUUAAACAAAAAAGGAUCAAAUAUGAUGGAUUUUACUCCAUUUUGAAUUUAGUGGAAAACACUUAAAACGCUACUCCUCUGGCACCGAAUGACCGAUCUGCACGAAACUUGAUAUAUGGCAUCAAUGGACCAAGGUAAGUCAACACAAUAUUUUCCAGGCUAGCAUCUCAAACAACAUGGCCGCUACUUACCAAUAAACAUUAAUGUGGCCGUGGUCUGGCACAUAAAUGCAUAUAAAUCAGACACGGAUAUUAGUAUUUUAACAAAACUUGAUACACAUCUUCCAAACACUGAUAAGACUCAACAUAAGCACACACAUUGAGAUCCACCACACAAUGGUGCUAUAUCUCUUGAUCUAUUUGACUCGGCGAUGACAUUUUUCAAACAUGCUCAGGGAUGUGAGUCUAGGUUUGACCUUAUGGUGGCGCUGUUGGACAGGAAAAACAAUAAUACAAGCUCAUUGGCUUAUAGCGGCCAUGUUGUUUAAGGUAGAGUCUUGGGAAAAAAAUAUGUGUGUCCAUAGAUGCUAUUGUGAUGAGGUGUGAAGGAAGGAGUUAGGCGCAGGAGGUAAAAUACCGAAGUCAAGAGUUUAUUCCGUUUACAUAAAUCAAACACUCCCAGCAUGAAAACGAAACUAAUAUAAGGGAAAAUAUUCCACCUUGGCAAGUACAAAUGGAAGCUCAACCGAGCUACUCGCUCUCAAAAUAAACAAUCACUCACAAAGACAAGGGAAACAGAGGGAACACUUAUACACAUACUAAUUAGGGGAAUGAGCACCGGGUGUGUGUGAUUGACAAGACAAGACAUGACAAGUGGAGUGAUGAGAAUGGGAUCGGCAGUAGCUAGUAAGCCGGUGACGACGAACGCCGAAACCUGCCCGCACAAGGAGGGGAGGCAGCCUCGGCGGAAGUCGUGACAGUACCCCCCCCCCCCCCCCUUGACGCGCGGCUCCAGCAGUGCGCCAACCCCGGCCUCGGGGACGGACAGGAGGACGUGGAGAAGGCUGAGUCAGAUGGCGACGGUGGAAAUCCCUCAACAGGGAGGGAUCGAGGAUGUCCCUCCUUGGGACCCAGCACAGUUCCUACGGACCGUACCCCUACCACUCCAUGAGAUACUGAAGGCCCCCCACCCGACGCCUCGAAUCCAGUAUGGAACGGACUGAGUACGCCGGGGCCCCCUCGAUGUCCAGAGGAGGUGGAGGAACCUCCCGCACCUCAGACUCCUGGAGUGGACCAGCUACCACCGGCCUGAGGAGAAACACAUGAAAGAAGGGGUUAAUACAGUAAUCAGUGGGGAGUAACAUGCUGUAAGUUACCUCGUUUAUCCUCCUCAGGACUUUAAACGGCCCCACAAACCGCGGGCUCAGCUUCCGGCAGGACAGGCGGAGGGGUAGAUUCCGGGUCGAGAGCCAGACCCGAUCCCCCGGUACGAAAACCGGGGCCUCCCUGCGGUGGCGGUCAGCGUUCGCCUUCUGACGACGCACGGCGCGCUGGAGGCGAACGUGGGCAGCGUCCCAAGUCUCCUCCACGCGCCGAAACAAGUCAUCCACCGCAGGAGCAUUGUUCUGGCUCUGGUGCCUAUCCCUACCUCGGACGCAUCCACCUCCACUACGAAUGGUAGUGAUGGAUCGGGGUGAGCCAGUACCGGGGCGGAGGUGAACAGAUCCCGCAAUCUACUGAAGGCCAAAUCAGCCUCAGCAGACCAGCGGAGCCGGGACGGCCCACCCUUCAACAAGGAGGUAAUGGGAGCUGCGACCUUGCCAAAGCCCUGAAUAAACCUCCGAUAGUAGUUGGUAAAGCCAAGGAAGUGCUGCACCUCCUUCACCGUGGUUGGAGUCGGCCAAUUACACACGGCUGCAAUGCGAUCUCCCUCCAUCUCCACACCUGUGGUAGUAAUGCGGUAUCCGAGGAAGGAGAUUGACUGCUGGAAAAACUCACUUCUCUGCCUUGGCAUAAAGAUCAUUUUCCAGCAGUCGGACCAGUACCAUGCGAACCAGGGACACAUGCUCGGCGCGCGUAGAGGAAUACACCAGGAUGGAAGAGUAGCUCAACCGAGCUACUCGCUCUCACAAUAAACAAAGACAAGGGGAACAGGGGGAACACUUAUACACAUACUAAUUAGGGGAAUGGUGUGUGUGAUUGACAAGACAAGACAUGACAAGUGGAGUGAUGAGAAUGGGAUCGGCAGUAGCUAGUAAGCCGGUGACGGCGAACGCCGAAACCUGCCCACACAAGGACGGGAGGCAGCCUCGGCGGAAGUUGUGACAGCUAUAUACUAAAUUUUGGUCCAAUUGGUCAAGCGGUUCUGGAGAAGAAAACGUUUAAAGUAGUCAACAUCAUAAAAAAGAGUCCAAAAUACAGGUAACUACUAAAAUGAAGGAAACACCAACAUAUAGUUUCUUAAUAAUGCUUUGGGCGACCACGAGCCACCAGAACAGCUUCAAUGUGCCUUGGCAUAGAUUCUACAAGUGUCUGGAACUCUAUUGGAUGGAUGCGACACCAUUUUUCCACAAGAAAUUCCACAAUUUUGUGUUUUGUUUGAAAACGCUGUCUCAGGUGCCACUGUUCAAUUGGGUUGAGAUCUGGUGACUGAGACACACACACACACACACACACACACACACACACACACACACACACACACACACACACUUUAAACCCCCCUAUGCUCCUUUGAGACCCUUCUUUCAAAGUCACUGAGAUCUCUUCUUCUAGCCAUGGCAGCCAAAAAUAAUGGCCAACUGGGCAUUUUCAUACAUGACCCUAAGCAUGAUGGGAUGUUAAUGAGUUAAUAAACUCAGGAACCACAGCUGUGUGGAAGCAUCUGCAUUCAAUAUACUUUGUAUCCCUCAUUUACUCAAGUUUUUCCUUUAUUUGGUAGUAACCUGUACAUCAAAAGCAUGUUGCAUGAUCUGUUUGAUUUUGAGUUCUGAUAUUCAGCAAGCAUGGUAAGAGUACAGAAGUAGCUCAUCCUAGAGUGAUGUGUCCAAUUUGUCCUGAUAGUGGUGCUGUGGCUGCUUGCAGCUAUGUUUUAUAUAUGUUCUUAGUUUGUGGAGAUGGUUGUGUGCAAUCUUUCCAUAAUUGUUACUGUCUUAUCCCACACAACAGAUGCAGGUGUGCCUGUGUACCUGUAUGAGUUCCAGCAAACUCCCAGCAUGCUUAAGAAGAUGAGGCCGAGUUUUGUUGGGUCUGACCACGGAGAUGAGCUUAUGUUUGUUUUUGGAUACUGCUUCACAACAUCACAUAUUACAAUUGAUGGUAAAUAAAUACUCUACCAACUCUACCUGCAAUAUAUACAAAAGUAUGUGGACACCGCUUCAAAUUAGUGGAUUUGGCUAUUUCAGCCACACCCGUUGCUGACAGGUGUAUAAAAUCGAGCACACAGCCAUGCAAUCUCCAUAGACAAACAUUGGCAGUAGAAUGGCUUUACUGAAGAGCUCAGUGACUUUCAACGUGGCACCGUCAUAGGAUGCCACCUCUCCAACAAGUCAGUUCAUCAAAUUUCUGCCCUGCUAGAGCUGCCCCGGUCAACUGUAAGUGCUAUUUUUGUGAAGUGGAAACGUCUAGGAGCAACAACGGAUCAGCCGCGAAGUGGUAGUCCACACAAGUUUACAGACAGGACCGCUGAGUGCUUCCAACUUUGUGGCAACAGUUUGGGGAUGGCCCUUUGCUGUUUCAGCAUUACAAUGCCGCGUGCACAAAGCGAGGUCCAUACAGAAAUGGUUUGUCGAGAUCGGUGUGGAAGAACUUGACUGGCCUGCACAGAGCACUGACCUCAACCCCAUUGAACACCUUUGGGAUUAAUUGGAACACUGACUGCGAGCCAGGCCUAAUCGCCCAACAUCAGUGCCCGACCUCACUAAUGCUCUUGUGGCUGAAUGGAAGCAAGUCCCCGCAGUAAUUUUCCAACAUCUAGUGGAAAGCCUUCCCAGAAGAGUGGAGGCUGUUCUAGCAGCAAAGGGGGGACCAACUCCAUAUUAAUGCCCAUGAUUUUGGAAUGAGAUGUUCGACGAGCAGGUGUCCACAUACUUUUGGUAAUGUAGUCUAUGUCAUACAAGCACUCACCACUAACUAGCUACUAACUCUGGAAUUGUGUCUUACAGCCUUAUGUACAGAGGAAGAUGAACAUCUUAGCGGAAUCAUGAUGAGUUACUGGGGCAACUUUGCUCGUACAGGGUAGGAGCUUGUUCUAUGUUUUUAAAACAAAUAUUUUAAACAAAAAUAAUAGGUAACAGUUAUAGAUUCUUAACUUCACUGUGUGUGUGUGUGUGUGUGUGUGUGUGUGUGUGUGUGUGUGUGUGUGUGUGUGUGUGUGUGUGUGUGUGUGUGUGUGUGUGUGUGUGUGUUUAGGUCUCCUAACGGGGCUGGCCUGGUUCAGUGGCCACAGUACGGACCAGAAGGAGAUUACCUGGGGAUUGGGCUGGAGCAGGUACCUGGUCAACACCUGAAGAGGGACCGUUUCACCUUCAUGACAAAGAUCCUCCCUGAGAAAGUGCGUUUGGUUCAAGAGAAGAUUAAGCACAGCGAGCUGUAA